Messenger RNA from Castor canadensis (American beaver), 1036 nucleotides. RefSeq names its product olfactory receptor 5M10. Gene Ontology annotation, molecular function: G protein-coupled receptor activity; olfactory receptor activity. Gene Ontology annotation, cellular component: membrane. Lineage: Eukaryota; Metazoa; Chordata; Mammalia; Rodentia; Castoridae. Gene Ontology annotation, biological process: G protein-coupled receptor signaling pathway. The record is from RefSeq and is a predicted model, not a curated record.
GAUCAGAAAACACUCCUCAUGUUGUCUGUCAUUUUCAGUUUCCAACGGAUAAGAAAAUGCUUUCCCAAAAUCAAACUGCAGUGAUAGAAUUCAUUCUCUUGGGACUCACAGACAGCCCAGUGCUAGAGAAGAUCCUGUUUGGGGUGUUCCUGGUGGUCUACCUGAUCACACUGGCAGCAAAUCUGUGUUUGAUCAUACUCAUCAGGACCAAUUCCCACCUCCAAACCCCCAUGUAUUUCUUCCUUGGCCACCUGUCCUUUGUAGACAUUUGCUAUUCUUCCAGUGUUACUCCAAGCAUGCUGUACAGUUUCCUCUCAGACCAGAAGACCAUUUCCUAUGCCGGAUGCUUCACACAGUGUCUUCUCUUCAUUGCCCUGGUGAUCACUGAGUUUUAUAUGCUUGCUUCCAUGGCACUGGAUCGCUAUGUAGCCAUUUGCAGCCCCUUGCAUUACAGCACAAGAAUGUCCAAGAAUGUUUGCAUUUCUCUGGUCACCUUUCCUUACAUGUUUGGCUUCCUUAAUGGACUCUCUCAGGCAUUGCUGACUUUUCACUUAUCUUUCUGUGGCUCCCGUGAAAUCAACCAUUUCUACUGUGCUGACCCUCCUUUAAUAAUGCUGGCAUGCUCUGACACCCAUGUCAAAAAGAUGGUAAUGUUUGUAGUUGCUGGCUUUACUCUCUCAAGUUCUCUCUUCAUCAUUCUUCUGUCCUACAUUUUUAUUUUUGUGUCCAUUUUGAGGAUACAUUCUGUUGAAGGCAGGCACAAAGCCUUUUCUACUUGUGGGUCCCACCUGACAGCAGUCACCAUAUUUUACGGAACGCUUUUCUGCAUGUACUUAAGGCCUCCUUCAGAGAAAUCUGUAGAGGAGUCCAAAGUAAUUGCAGUUUUGUAUACUUUUUUGAGUCCAAUGUUGAACCCAUUGAUCUAUAGUCUAAGGAAUAAGGAUGUCAUCUGUGCUAUGCAGCAAGUGACCAAGGGUCAGUUCUUUAAAAGAACUGCAGUUUAGUUGUAUGUUCAUUUGUAAUCACUAAGUUUCUG